Messenger RNA from Magnolia sinica, 404 nucleotides. Its product is annotated as arabinogalactan protein 41-like. NCBI's taxonomy places the organism in Eukaryota, Viridiplantae, Streptophyta, Magnoliopsida, Magnoliales, Magnoliaceae. The record is from RefSeq and is a predicted model, not a curated record. Bases 1 to 180 code for a protein of 59 amino acids. The transcript is spliced from 2 exons.
AUGGAGUUGAUGAGAGUUUCAUUUACAGUAAUGACGAUUUUGGCUCUCGUUGUAGCCAUAAAUGCUCAGAGUAGCAGCAGCCCUGCUCCUGCCCCUGCAAGCGACGGGGUAGCGAUAGAUCAAGGGAUAGCGUAUGUGCUGAUGUUGGCUGCCCUCGUUCUCACAUAUCUCAUUCAUUGAAAUAGAAUAUUGAGAGAUGUUUGGGUUUCUAAUAUUCGUUGUAUCAUAUGCAUGUUUUCUCUAUUCUUCCUCCCUCAUUCUUGCCCUCUUCUCUUGAUACCAUCUCUUUCUUUCUUUUACAUUUCCUUUUGUUGUUCAUGCACUGCUACUGAUAUCGGUAUCUUGGUAGGUGGAACUUGUUGUUGUUGCAUUCUUUUAUAAAAUUGGAUUGUUGGUUUUUUUUU